This is a messenger RNA of Ogataea angusta, 1347 nucleotides long. RefSeq lists its product as uncharacterized. The transcript has a single exon. Gene Ontology annotation, molecular function: protein binding. The coding region runs from base 1 to 1347 and encodes 448 amino acids. The record is from RefSeq and is a predicted model, not a curated record. Lineage: Eukaryota; Fungi; Ascomycota; Pichiomycetes; Pichiales; Pichiaceae.
AUGGAGACCCUGUUCGCAGUCAACAGUGCCGAUUCCAGCGUUUCCGUCGGACCCAGCCAACUUGGUGGGCUGGGGCUGUUUGUUAACAAGGACACGGACGGCGAGAUUCUCAGAAUUGGCCGUCAGCACAUCUACAACAUCUACACCUGUUUGGAGCUCUGUAAAAAGCUGGAGGACCAGACGGAAGUCUCCGUGAUUAGGUCGCUUUUGGGUUUCUACUGCAACGGCCCGCCCAAUGAAACCAGAAUCCUGACUUGCUACAUGGUUGGGUUCGAGGUUCUUCGCCGGUUGGGCAAGCUAGAGGGAUACCAGGAGCUCCAACAGUAUUUGAAUAUUUUACUGCGCACAGAAAUUGAUAACUUAUGGCAGGACGAGGAGCCUCUUCUUGAGAGUUAUUAUGAGCUGGAGCCGGGAAACUCGCUCAUGAAUGCUACGUUGCUGGAAAAACAGAGCCGUGAAGUUGAGGAAUUGUCCAAGUACAUCUCCGAGACGUGGAAGGUGACUGUUGAAGAGCACGAGAUCCACCAGCUCGUAGCGGCGAUCCGUUCGCGAACGCUGGAAGUGCCCCGAAAAAUCAGCGACGACGAGUUCUCCGUCGACAUCACGCUCGUGCCGCUUCUAGACUUUGCCAACCACGACAACGCCAAACAGAACGCCUAUUUUGAUCUCGAUCCAGAAACAGACGAGGUCGUCCUGAUUGCAAGAGGACUGCUCUCUGGCGGCUCGGAGGUGCUCAUUAGCUACACGCCGGUUGAGGAGAUGACGCAAAUGUUUGUCACGUACGGUUUCUAUCCUCGCUCGGACGGUCUGAAGGUGGUGGACGUGCCGUUCUGGGGAUACUACCACUUUGACCGAUCUGAGGAGCUGGCCCAGUACGUUUUCCAGCAGCGGCAGCCGACAAACCUGCAGUUUGUGCUAGAGUAUGCGGACGGUCAGCUGGUGGACCUGUUUCUCAAUAUGGCAUCUAACUACAGUUUUGCAGGGCUCAUUGCCAUGGACGACGUGCAGAGCGUGAUGGAAAAAGCAUCCGAGGAGCAGAUUGAUGGGGCGCUAGCUACGCUGCUGGGACUGGUAGAGUCUUGCUUCAGGGAACGGAUCGAGCGGCUCGAAAAGUUUGCCAAAUUCUGCGACGACUACGAGGCAGAAAAUGGCACUAAAAAUAUUAAGCAGCUGGUACAGUUCCAGCUGGAAUUGUACAACAAAUAUCUAGACAAGAUGCAGCAGACAGCGCCACAGGCGGGCACUGGAUCACUAUACGACCUCGUGAUGAUUGACGGAGACGACUGGGUCGAGUACCGUCUACCACCGGUUUACAAUUUCGUCACUAGGGAGCUGGCACGGCAUUAA